CCUGGUAACAUGUAAUUUUGUGGGUUGAGACUGAGGGGUAGUAUUGGGUUUGAAAGAGAGUUGUAUCUUUAUAUGUACAUGUAAACUAGAGGUGAUACUAUAUUUUUAUAUGUGAAAAAAUGCUAAAUUGUUUUAACAUUCCAUUGUUUUUUACUUGACCCCACGGGUGGACUUCUUCUGGUAGCAAAAGCUUUUCUUUAUUUAUUUUUCUUUUUCCCCUCUAAGGUUCCCCCAAACACCUGCUUCCAAUUUGGCCAGCCAGCCAGCCAGCCAGCAUCUUAACCUGCGCACCCUUUAUUUUCUUUUCUUUUCUCUUUCUUUCUUUCUCUCUCUCUGCUCAAGCAAAGACAACAGUCAAUCAAUCAGAAAACAAAGCAAAGCAACCCCACAAACAAACUCCUAGUCCUAUACUCAGGUCCAGUUCCAGACCCCCUGCUGCAAAAGAUUUUAAACUCGCUCUUUUUUCUUUUCUUUCCUUUUCUUUCUCUUGUUUUCAAGAAAACACAUGAGAGGUAGAUGAGGAACAAAGAGAUGGUGGGUAUUGAAUUUUGAUCAAUCCAAACAAAAAUUAAUUAGGGAAAGAAAAAGGAGGAAAAAAAGAAAGAAAAUUUUAAAAGAAAAAAAGAAAAAAGAAAAAAAGAAAAGAACCCCAUCAAACCCCACUUCCACACAAACAUCAAAUGGAACUUACAGAUAUGCAAAACAAGAAGCAAAAUAAUACUUCUUCUAACCAAGAACCCCACCACCAGCAACAGCAACACCACCACCAUCACCACCACCACCACCAAGUUGCUUUUGAUGGCAGAGGACCACCAUCUCAAGGCGGUCCCUUUAUGGGCUCCAUAUCUAUCCAAGCUGGAUUAUCUCGUACUUCUAAUCCACUCCACCACCAUCAACAGCAGCAGCAGCAGCAGCAGCAACAUAAUCUUGCUUCUUCAACUCCUACUACUGCUACUACAGGUUCCACUCCUUCAACUUCUUUAUCCUCUUCAACCUCUUCCACCUCUGCCUCCACAUCCUCCGCUCCUACUACUCCCCACCUCGUCGACGCGUCUCUCGCGAUCGCCACCAGAUCUGGGCCUUCACUUUCUAUAGUCACAAGCACUGCUACCACCACCACAGCGACUGCUGCAGCUGCAACGCCAGCGAAGCGGUCUACUAAAGACCGACACACGAAAGUUGAUGGAAGAGGAAGGAGAAUAAGAAUGCCAGCAACAUGUGCAGCUAGGGUCUUUCAACUGACAAGAGAAUUAGGUCAUAAAUCUGAUGGAGAAACAAUUGAAUGGCUAUUAAGACAAGCUGAACCAGCAAUUAUAGCGGCGACUGGAACUGGAACAAUUCCAGCGAAUUUUUCAACUUUGAAUGUUUCUUUAAGAAGUAGUGGAUGUACCCUUUCUGCUCCUCCAUCAAAGUCUGCUCCUCAUUCGUUUCAUGGUGCUUUGGCUUUGGCUCAGGCGCAUCAUCAUUCUCAUUAUGAUCAAGAAGGGUUUGCUCAUACGGGUAUGUUAGGGUUUCAUCAUCAUCAGCAUCUUUUGACAGCAGAUCAAAUAGCGGAGGCGCUGCCGAGUGGUGGUGGAGAGAGUGGUGGCGGAGGUGGAGAUGGAGAUUCAAGUGAGAAUUAUGCGAGAAAACGAUAUAGGGAAGAUUUGUUUAAGGAACAUAGUCAACAGGAAAGUGGUGGUGGUGGUGGUGGCGGAGGAGGAGGAGGAGGAGGAUCGCCCAAUAAAGGGUUUAAAACAGGUUUACAGUUACCAAAAGGACAGCAACAAGAGACUGGUUCUACAGGACUACUAAGGCCAUCAAACAUGCUACCAGCAACUGCCAUGUGGGCUGUGGCACCAGCACCAACUAGCGGCACUGCUGGUAGCACAUUUUGGAUGCUCCCAGUGACUGCUGGUGGUGGUGGUGGUCCGGCGAUGGUUGCGACCCCCGCCGCAUCUGGGCCUGCUGGACCAUCAGAGCCAGUACCACAGAUGUGGCCAUUUUCUACAGCAACACCAGCAGCAGCUGCAAGUGGAAAUACAUUACAAGCUCCGUUGCAUUUUGUACCGAGAUUUAAUCUUCCUGCUAAUCUUGAUUUUGGAGGUGGAAGGGGUAAUGCUUUACAAUUGGGUUCAAUGUUAAUGCAACAACAACCUUCACAACAUCUUGGGUUAAGUAUGUCAGAGACAAAUUUGGGAAUGUUAGCUGCUCUUAAUGCAUAUUCCAGAGGUGGAUUAAACAUGAAUUCUGACCAAAAUAAUCCAUUGGAACAACAUCAUCAACAUCAACAGCCUCAAACUACUAAUAGUGGAGAUGAAGACCCUAAUAGCUCUCAGUGACAAUCACAAAAAACCCCUAUAUGCAUAUAAGUUGAUUUGGGAGUUGAAUUUGUGUGAAAGUAGUUUAGUGCUUGGAAAAAUUUCAUGGAUGGUGAUAAUGAUGAUGGAGUAUGAGAGUUCACUUCAAUUCAAUACUCUUUGUAAUUGCCAUUUUGGUUUUGGGUUUGUUUAUUUCUUUUUUGAAUUCUUGUUAGAUUGAUGUGGAGAAGUUUGAGAUUGUAAUUUGUUAGUUUGGUCCAAAAAAGGGACAAAAAAGAGAAUAGAAAUAGGGAGAGAGUUUGUAUAGGAGGAUAUUUGUUUGUGUUUAUUAGUAUAAUUAUUAUUAUUAUUUGCUUUGUUUGUAUGAGCAAAAUGGACAAGAACAAGAAGCAGAAGGAAUUGAAAGAGAAAAAAAAAAAGAAAAACAAUAAGAAACAACUCUUCAGUUUUUGUUCCUUA
Molecule: messenger RNA, 2759 nt
Organism: Ricinus communis (castor bean)
Lineage: Eukaryota; Viridiplantae; Streptophyta; Magnoliopsida; Malpighiales; Euphorbiaceae
Product: transcription factor TCP8
Exons: 2
Coding region: 681-2321 (546 amino acids)
Cellular component (GO): nucleus
Molecular function (GO): sequence-specific DNA binding; DNA-binding transcription factor activity
Source: RefSeq, a predicted model, not a curated record